Molecule: messenger RNA, 816 nt
Organism: Moneuplotes crassus
Lineage: Eukaryota; Ciliophora; Spirotrichea; Euplotida; Euplotidae
Source: the annotation of a GenBank genome assembly
UUAUUUUCUCUAUCAUGGGACAUGAAUACAGCUGUUGCAUCUAUAAAAGGCGAUCUCUACAACCUAUAGACACAGAAUCUUGCUUUAGCAACAAUAAUAUCGAAGCAUCGAGAUAUCAAAAAUGAACUAACAACAGAAUCUCCUCUCAACAGAUUAAAAAAACUAAAAGUGUGGGCAACCCAAAAUUAAGCCAGUCUCAUUAUAAUUCACAGAAUAAUUUUAAAAGGAAGAAACUUGGAAACUUUAACACAAAGGUCUCUACAAAAAGAAACUUAUAUGGGGCAAGUAAGAAGCAAAAGAAGUACAACUCCACCGUUGAUCGACAAAUCCACAAGAAAGAUAUGUUGGGCAAGAAAGUAGGAAUGAGCUCUUUCUGAACUCCUGCUAACACCGAAAGCUCUAAGAUGAAGUCAAGUCCAAAUAACAGUUUUUACAUGUCUUCCAACACCCAAAAUUUUUCAAGGCAAACUAGCAUAAUGAGCACAGAUAUUAUUUAUGAAGAAAUGACAGGCGAAUUUAAGAAAAUGAGAGAAAGAUACAGCCAUAAGAAGUGUUCUCCUUCCAAGAAAUUACCUAAACGUGCAUCUACAAUGUACACUAAGAUAGACGGAAAGAAAGCUGUUUGUUGCAACAAUGCAAUUGUCAAGAACUUUAAACUGAUUUAAAUAUCUCAUUCAUAUCCUAACGUUCUGGGAUUAAAAUAAGGUUAUCAAAUCUAAAUACAAACCCUUUAUCUUUUUUGAGGAUUCUCAUUCCAAUAAUUUUAAGAACAGAAAACAGCUUGAAGGUCUAUUGAGAUUUGUGAAAUAAAUAUUC